Molecule: messenger RNA, 747 nt
Organism: Dibothriocephalus latus
Lineage: Eukaryota; Metazoa; Platyhelminthes; Cestoda; Diphyllobothriidea; Diphyllobothriidae
Source: the annotation of a GenBank genome assembly
CCGAAGCGAAAGGCCGCCGAUCAAGCCACAAAAGCACCAACCGCAAAAAAGGGUAAAUCUACGGACACUCCAGUAGCAACUAAAAACGAUGCAGACAAAACUUCCAUUUUGAUCAAGGGCAAGGUGCCAGUGGACUCCCAGUGCUUCGCAAAGAAGGACACAUCCCACGUGUACUUCAACCAACAUGAGGUCUUUCACUUUAUGCUGAAUCAGACGAACUUGCAGAACAACAACAACAAGUACUACACGGGCCAGGUGCUGGAGGAUGACAAUGCUGCCAUCUACUCUGUGUGGUUCCGCUGGGGCCGCGUUGGCAAGACAGCCCAGACCUCGCUCACACCCUACGGAUUAAAUUUACAGGCGGCGAUAGCCGCCUUUAAAAAGAAGUUUUAUGAAAAGACUAGGAAUAGCUGGGAGUCGAGGAGUAACUUUGUCAAGAAGCAGGGCCUCUACGACAUGAUUGAACAAGACUUUGGGUCUCUGAUAAUGUUAAUCUGCGAUAUUCAAGCCAUGGAACAGACGAUGCGGGAGAUGAACUAUGACGCGCGGCGGGCUCCGCUCGGCAAACUCACACCCGGACAGAUCAAGGCCGGCUACGAAGCCCUGAACAGCAUAUCGGAGUGCCUGGAGAAGAUGAAGAAGGUCAAGAAAUCCCAGAGAACGGCCGGUACGAUGGCUGCCCUUCAAACUGAACUCACGUCUGCCUGUGACCGCUUCUACACCCGAAUUCCGCACGACUUUGGGUAA